UUGACUUGCUGCCUUUGCCUGGAUUUUUUUAACAAGCCAGUACUGAUUAUAAAAUGCUCCCACAGCUUCUGCAAGGAGUGCAUCUCUGAGCACUGCAAAAAGAUGGGGCCCAAGGCAUUGUGCCCCAGGUGCAGGGGGGAGCUCCGUCAAAAUAAUUUGGUAGACCAUAGAUCACUUGCGAACAUAGUGGAAACUUACCAGCAGAUGAAGAAAAACCAGCAGGAAUUGUUGGGACCCUCCUGGAGAGAGCACCCAGCAGCCAGUGGAUCCCAGGAUCUGAAGUUGUCAGCUGGAGUUUUCCCAUAUCAGCUCAAGGAAGUGGUGAAAAUAAGUGAAGUCUGCAAACAAAUAGAAGUGGCGUUUGAAGCAAUCGACAAGUGCACGAAGGACAGCGCUGAAAUGAAGGAUUCUGUAUCUCGGAUCAAAAGUUCCAUUAGAGAAGGCUUCAGUUUUAUGAAGAAGUAUAUUAAUGAUCAAGAGGAAACGGUGCUGAAUGUUAUUGACGAAGAAUGUGCUGCCACUCAACAAAGCAUAGACUUAAUGAAUGAGCAACUCACAGCAAGAAUUGACAGGCUUUUGGAACUGCAAAGUAACUCUGAGGAAGUGAUUAAGACUACCUCAUCGGAACAAGAAGUUUCCAUCGGUGAGCCUAUCAGAGUGACCGAAGUUGUUCUUGGUGUUCAGAAGAUUUCUGGCAUCGUAUAUGCUGUGGAAGAGUUCAGAAGGCAGCUGGAUAGGGCAGUGCUGGAAAAAUGCCCCAGGCCGCAGCCUCGUGAAUUUUCUCCAGGAACAAGUAACAUGACUUGUGACUCUAAUGAUAUCCAAACCAACGUGGCAGAGGAUGAAAUUGCCUCCACCAGCAGUUCUUCACUCUAUCAAGAUUCUCUUCAGGGAACAAGCUGCUCUUCUUCAGCAACGUCAUCGGCCAGAGAUAGUCCAAUGCCAGCAAUUUCAAGUCAGUUUUCUCAAUCCAGAGUUGGGAAGACGUCACUUAUUAUGUCUCUUGUCAGUGAAGAAUUUCCUGAAGAGGUUCCUCCACGAGCAGAAGAAAUCACCAUUCCAGCUGAUGUUACCCCAGAGAGAGUGCCAACCCAUAUAGUGGAUUAUUCAGAAUCCGAACAAAGUGACGAACAGCUCCAUAAUGAAAUAUCGCAAGCGAAUGUAAUCUGCAUUGUAUAUGCAGUUAACAACAAGAAUUCAAUUGAAAAGGUAACAAGUCGAUGGAUUCCUCUCAUUAAUGAAAGAACAGACAAAGACAGCAGGCUGCCUCUUAUACUAGUUGGGAACAAAUCAGAUCUGGUUGAAUACAGUAGUAUGGAGACGAUCCUUCCCAUUAUGAACCAAUAUACAGAGAUAGAAACUUGCGUAGAGUGCUCAGCCAAGAACUUGAAGAACAUAUCCGAACUAUUUUAUUAUGCGCAGAAAGCUGUUCUACAUCCUACAGGACCCCUCUAUUGUCCAGAGGAAAAAGAGAUGAAGCCUGCCUGUAUAAAAGCACUAACUCGGAUCUUCAGGAUUUCCGAUCAGGAUAAUGAUGGCACCCUUAACGAUGCGGAACUCAACUUCUUUCAGCGAAUUUGUUUUAAUACACCGUUGGCACCUCAAGCACUGGAAGACGUAAAGAAUGUAGUCCGGAAAAAUCUAAGCGAUGGAGUUGCAGAUAAUGGAUUAACAUUAAAGGGUUUUCUUUUUCUACACACACUAUUUAUUCAGCGAGGGAGACAUGAAACAACCUGGACAGUUUUGCGGCGUUUUGGAUAUGAUGAUGACCUCGAGCUGACACCAGAGUAUUUAUUUCCUUUAUUAAAAAUACCUCCGGACUGCACAACAGAGUUGAAUCACCAUGCGUAUUUGUUCCUCCAAAGCAUUUUUGAUAAGCAUGAUUUGGACCGAGAUUGUGCUUUGUCUCCUGAUGAACUCAAGGAUUUGUUCAAAAUCUUCCCUUAUAUGCCGUGGGGACCAGAUGUCAACAGCACCGUUUGUACAAACGAAAGGGGAUGGAUAACGUAUCAGGGAUUUCUCUCUCAGUGGACACUAACUACGUAUUUGGAUGUACAGCGCUGCCUGGAAUAUUUGGGCUACUUAGGAUAUUCAAUAUUGACUGAACAGGAAUCCCAGGCAUCAGCAAUUACAGUAACUAGAGAUAAAAAGAUUGACCUGCAGAAAAAACAGACUCAGAGGAACGUGUUCAGGUGCAAUCUAAUUGGGUUGAAAGGCUCUGGAAAAAGUGGAGUCCUCCAGGCACUGCUUGGAAGAAACCUAAUGAGACAGAAGCAUAUACGUCCAGAGCACAAAUCUUAUUAUGCAAUUAAUACAGUCUAUGUGUAUGGACAGGAAAAAUACUUACUGUUGCAUAACGUUUGUGAAUCUGACUUCUUAUGUGAUUCUGAAAUCAUGUGUGAUGCUGUAUGCCUAGUGUAUGAUGUCAGCAACCCCAAAUCCUUUGAAUACUGUGCCAGGAUUUUUAAGCAACACUUCAUGGACAGCAGGAUACCUUGCUUAGUGAUAGCUGCCAAGUCAGACCUUCAUGAAGUUAGACAAGAGUACAGCAUUUCCCCGGCCGAAUUCUGCAAAAAACACAAAAUGCCUCCACCACAAGCCUUUUCUUGUAACACGGUUGAUGCACCGAGUAAGGACAUCUUUGUUAAGUUGACAACGAUGGCCAUGUAUCCCCAUGCCCGAUUACGCUGUAUGUGCACCUGCAACAGGUGUACAUUUUGCAUCUGUCAGAACCUCCUCAACUCAGACUUGCUGCAAUCUGUAAAGAACAAACUCUUCACCGCAGUUCUUAACAGGCAUGUGACGCAAGCAGACCUCAAGAGCUCCACCUUUUGGCUUCGAGCGAGUUUUGGUGCUACAGUCUUUGCCGUUUUGGGCUUUGCCAUGUACAGAGCAUUACUAAAGCAGCGAUGAUCUGGAAGAAAAGCACGUUUCUCGCAGGGGAGGGGCCUACCAAAAGGGAAAGAAAAAGAAACUUUUAUGUACAUUCUAAAUCCGCUAGAAAUAUUUAUAUAUGCGAGUUACUUUAUUACUUGUAAUUCAUGGAUAAGAUUAUUUUAAAUGAUAGCUCUAAACUUGCAGUAUUGCGAUGGUUGUGGAAGAUGUUUUUGCAUUACAGUGGCUAACUGAAAAUGGCUACAUUUGUUAAGGCCCAAAGGGAAUUAUUGUAAAUAUAACUUGUAUAUAUUAAGGCUGCGAGCCGUAAUGUCCCCCAAAGUUAUUAUAAUUGGCAUUAAUAGAUGUUUCAAAUGGAGUGAGCGAGAGUGUAAUUAGAAUUUGUUUUAAGCAAUGUAGGUUCAAGUCCAGGAUCACCAUUCAUUUAUUUAUUUCACAGGUGUGUGACGUUCUCUCUUUGGGCUCACAGUGCUUGAGGGAGGGCUGAGUUCCCUCCUCUUUCAGUAACUGAACUGCUCCUUUACCCCACAGAUCUUAUUUCACAAGUGUUUCAUUCCCACUGCAGCUUUUAUUGGACUUGGAUUGAUUAUUUUUACAUCCUAGGUUAAGCAGCAAAAUGUGCCGCAGGUCAAGGAUAUUUUGGGGGUGGGGAGGAGAAAGAGAGCUGUGCAUUCCCUCCGAUAGAAGAGCAGCAAGCAUCAUCCGUGUGUUUGUCAGAAUCUUGACUCUUGUGUGCCAUUCCGCAACUCUCUCGUUUCCCACUCUGUUGUGUUUUGCAGACUUUUCAGGGGGCGGGGCGGCGGCAAUCAAUUUGUAUAUUACAACUGUUUAUAAUUCCAAAGUGUUUUGUUUCAUCCUCACUUCCGCAAGCCGUUCUCCCAAAAGCUGGGCGUAUGGGGUAGAGCCGAAAUAUUACACAGUGCUUUACUCUCUACUUGGUAGAUUAGUUGCAUGGUUUGCACUGCGUCCUAUACUUCGCUGGAAUUACCUGUAGGUGGAAUUUUUGAACAAAAAAGAAGGUCAGGAAACCUCAUAAGCGGAAAUUCCUCACUGUCGAACCUAUUUCUCCCCCCCCCCAAUCACUGGCCUUUUCAAGUAUUUCAAUAAAUAAUUCUACUGUGCUGUG
Molecule: messenger RNA, 4021 nt
Organism: Podarcis muralis (Common wall lizard)
Lineage: Eukaryota; Metazoa; Chordata; Lepidosauria; Squamata; Lacertidae
Gene: RHOT1
Product: ras homolog family member T1
Biological process (GO): mitochondrion organization
Cellular component (GO): mitochondrial outer membrane
Molecular function (GO): calcium ion binding; GTPase activity; GTP binding
Source: RefSeq, a predicted model, not a curated record